This is a messenger RNA of Morchella importuna, 246 nucleotides long. RefSeq lists its product as uncharacterized. Lineage: Eukaryota; Fungi; Ascomycota; Pezizomycetes; Pezizales; Morchellaceae. The coding region runs from base 1 to 246 and encodes 81 amino acids. The transcript has a single exon. The record is from RefSeq and is a predicted model, not a curated record.
AUGAAUAAUAGUAAUAUUAGCAGCAGAGCCAACCCAGGGCAGCGCACUCGGAACAACACAUCAGGCCCCAACCGUGACGGCAGAGACUUCAUUGACCGACUCCUCGACUUCUUCCACGCACCCCCCAACCCACUCCCCGAAAGGCCCCGCAGCGUCUCUCCAACCUCAUCCGCAUCCGCCACCUCAGACCAUGAAAUCGCCGACAACCUCCUCUGCACCGCCGUAGAAAUAAAGUCCUCUUCUUAA